GACACGCCGCUGCAGAAUGUGGCUGAUGGAGGUUCUGGUUCCGUUGCUCCGGCUCUACCUUUGCGGCAUGAAAGUCCUGUGGUACCAGAUGUUCCAUAAAUCCUUCACGAUGCCAGCCUUACCGUCUCAGAGCGGAAGAGUCGCCAUUGUUACCGGGGCAACCAGAGGAAUGGGCCUGGAGACCGCUCGGCAACUGCACCGGCUGGGCAUGCAUGUCAUCAUAGUUGGAAAUGAGAGAGAGGAGGGACAAGAGGCUGCGAGCAAACUCAACGCAGAGAACCACAGCGGAGGAAAAGCCGAGUUUAUUUUCCUGGAUUUGACGUCGCUGAAGUCCAUCCAGCAAUUCACCCAAAACUUUAAACAGAGACGCCUCCCUCUGCAUGUGCUCGUCAAUAACGCCGGUACGAUGCUCGUCCCGGAGCGUCAGACCCAGGAUGGUUUUGAGCUUCACUUUGGUCUGAAUUAUCUGAGCCACUUCCUGUUGACAAACCUGCUCCUGGACGUCCUGAAGGAUUCUGGGAAAGCGGGGCGAUGUGCACGAAUCGUCAACAUGUCGUCAGCAACGCACUAUGCCGGAGUUAUCGACAUGAACGACCUCAACAGGAGAUCCAGUUACAGUUCUCAUGGGGCGUACUCUCAGUCUAAACUGGCUCUGGUCCUGUUCACGUACUGCCUCCAGGAGCAGCUGACCUCUGCAGGCGCUCAGGUCACCGUGAACGCAGUGGACCCAGGGAUGGUGGACACAGCGCUAUACGAUAACCUGUGGACUUUAGCACAGAUGCUAAAAAAGCCUGUGGCUAAAAUACUGUUCAGGACACCAGCAGAGGGCGCCUCCACAGCCGUAUUCGCCGCAGUCUCGUCUCAAAUGGAGGGAGUGGGCGGAGUUUAUCUUUACAACGGUGAAAAAACGCGAUCGGCUGAAAUCUCCUACGACUCUGAUCUCCAGAUACAACUGUGGAAGAGGAGUUGCCAAGUGGUGGGACUGCAGUGACUAAACGACACUGAAAUACGAAAAUAACAUGUGAUACUAAACAGUCCAGUAAUAAAGUUACACUUAAAUCCCCCGAGUUUAACCUGAGACUGUCACAGAGUAACUAUAAACACAACACGUCUGUAAUCUGUGUCAGCACUGGGCCUGUCCACCUGAGAUUAAAUACAGAAUAAUACAGAGUAAUACAGAAUAAUACAAAGUUAUACAGAGUUAAUACUGAGUUAUACCCCCUGUUGAACAUGAACACAGCCUUACUGUCACCUGUGUGUUUUAAUGCUUGAGAAUGUUCCAGUCUGUGCCUUUCAUUUCUUUCAAUGUUGAUUUUAUCUAAUCAUUUUGUAUUUUAACUCAAAUAAGCAAGAUACAAUUUAUAGCACUGACUAGGUAUUUUUUAGUAUUUGUUUAGUGGUUCCCAUUAAGUCCUGGUCUAGUCCUGGUCUAGUCCGGGUCUAGUCCGGGUCUAGUCCUGGUCUAGUCCUGGUCUAGUCCUGGUCUAGUCCUGGUCUAAUCCGGGUCUAGUCCUGGUCUAGUCCUGGUCCAGUCCUGGUCCAGUCCUGGUCUAGUCCUGGUCUAGUCCGGGUCUAGUCCGGGUCUAGUCCGGGUCUAGUCCGGGUGUAAGUCAGACUGCACAUUUAUUAUAGAGACCGGUUUACCAAAAAAAAAGUGCUAAACCUAUUUUUGAAUUUAAAAUAUGAAUUGUAAAAACUUUGUGAAAAAAAACAUCUGUGCCUUUGUUUUUAUGACAGUAUUAAAAGUCUAAAUCUUAUUCAG
Periophthalmus magnuspinnatus is the source of this 1762-nucleotide messenger RNA. It is a transcript of the gene dhrsx, whose product is annotated as dehydrogenase/reductase (SDR family) X-linked. The record is from RefSeq and is a predicted model, not a curated record. Gene Ontology annotation, molecular function: oxidoreductase activity. Bases 17 to 991 code for a protein of 324 amino acids. NCBI's taxonomy places the organism in Eukaryota, Metazoa, Chordata, Actinopteri, Gobiiformes, Gobiidae. The transcript has 7 exons.